AUGGGAUGGAGAAGAAAUCAACAUCAUCAACAGCAGCAAGAACAAGAACGACGAAAGCAGGAGGAGAAUAAGACGAAGAAGACUAAGAAGAAGAAGAAGAAGAAGAAGAAGCUGAACUCGACUUCCUCGAGCUUUUCUUUCUCCAGCGUUCUUCCUUUCUCUUGGCUCGCUAAACUCAAGCCCAAGAGAAGAACCGCACCCGUUGUCGUGCCACCUGGCGCCGUCUUCACCCCUCCGCCUUCUCCUUCCCCGCCUGAUCCCCAGCUCGAUCCCCUCGCCUACUGCUCCGCCGCCCCCGGCCGCCUCUCCGUUGGGGAGGAUGGCGGUGGCUCCCGACCGAGGAUCACUCCCGCGGCGGCGCGCCAGCGGUCCGCCCGGCACCACUCGGUGGGCGAUCUCGAGAUCACCCUUGGCCACAUCAUCCCGUUCUCCCGGCGGUCCACGAGGCGGUGGGUCGAGUCGGACUCCGGGAGCGACGCGUCGGGGUGCGAUCUCGGCCUCGGCCGGCGCCCCCCGCGGCCGCGGCGGAGCACGAGGACCACGGUGGUAUAUACUUCGGAUCAGCGGGUCGACACCGAUGGCAGGGAUGGGCUCCCACGGCGAUCGUUCGGCGGGAAGAUCCAGCAUAGAGCCAAGGUUAGGGUACGCUCGCCGCGCGCGGCAGCGGCAAAGGCGGAGGUGGAGAGGAUGAAGGCGGCUGCGAGGAGGGCGGAGGGGAAGAGGAAGGGCUUGGAGAGGUUCGCGGUCGUGAAGUGCUCGCGCGACCCGCAGAGGGACUUCAGGGAGUCGAUGGUGGAGAUGAUACGGCAGAAAGGGAUCGGACGGCCGGAAGAGAUGGAGAGACUGCUCGCGUGCUACCUCUCCCUCAACUCCGACGAGCACCACGACGUCAUCGUCAAAGUGUUCCGCCAGGUCUCGUUCGAGUUGAGCCAGAGUCCAAUUGACGGCAUUGAUGGAUCCAGUGACCAAUGUUGA
Molecule: messenger RNA, 975 nt
Organism: Musa acuminata AAA Group (dessert banana)
Lineage: Eukaryota; Viridiplantae; Streptophyta; Magnoliopsida; Zingiberales; Musaceae
Product: transcription repressor OFP1-like
Exons: 1
Coding region: 1-975 (324 amino acids)
Biological process (GO): negative regulation of DNA-templated transcription
Source: RefSeq, a predicted model, not a curated record